AUGACGGCCAGGAGCACAGCCGCCGGGCCGCGGUCCCCCCUGGACGGCUUCAGGAUCGGCUCCGUGACGGUCCCCUCCCGCGGCGAUGGGCUCAACUGCGAGCACGUGGCCGGCAUGCUGACGCCGCUGUCGGCGCACGAGGUCGACGCCGGCAACCCGGCCAUGGCCGACAUCGGGCUCCUGACCUUCCUGAGCGUCUUUGGCCACCAACUCCCGGGCCCCCUAGGCCGUGCCACCACGGGCGAGCUGCUCGACUGGUGGCGCGGCAGCCUCGAGUCGGACCGGGACGCGGCACGGCCUUCCUGCGCGGCGUCACCACGACUUGCAUGCGGGACGCCUGCUCCAGCACCACAGGCAUCGGCGAGGCCGAUCUGCCACGCGCUGCGCGCCACCGUCGACGACGUCUUCGACGGCGCCCUCGUCUACAGCACAUCCCUGCACGUCGCCACGCUCUCGCACCAUGCCACCACCACCACUAGCGGCGGCGGCGGCGGCGGCACGACGACGCGGUACGAGGGCUGGGCCACGCGCCUGCGCCCGGGCAGGCCCAAGAGGCUCGAGAAGCUCACGCGGCGGGGUUUGUUCAACAAGCUCCGCAUCGCGCAGUCCUUCUUCCCGACCUUUGGCAUCUUCUUCUACACCUUUGUCGUGAACGCGGCGCGGAGCGACUUCAAGGACGAGAACAAGUGGGGCAUCGGCCAGUACCUGGCCGUGGCGUCAUGGCUCCCUUCAAUAAUAAAGCUCGGCUACUUCCUCUGCGCACACCGCCCCACUGACGACGGCGACGACAUUGCGGGACUGGAGGAGGGAGUAAUGACUCGGAGAAACACGGACCUCGUCGCCGCCGUGGGUCUCGCCAGCCCAGGGCCAGACCCAGCCGUGCUGGGCGGCCUGCUCGCGCGGCGGGACUCGGAUGCCACCGUCGUAGGCGACGUACCAGAGCUAGCAAAACUAAAAGAUAUUAAGCACUGAAUCGUCCUCGCCCUUGAUGCGUGACAUGAGCCCGUGCGCCAGGCACAACUCUCUCUCUUUUCAAGCCCCCCCGGCGCAUAGGCGAGGUCGGUGCUAGAGCACGUAAACAACCCACAUCCGGAAUGCGAACCACUCACAAGGGAGAUUUGGAAUAUCUUACGGAGUGAGGGCAGAUUUGGUUGCCAAAAAAAACCCAAAAAAAACCCCCAAGAUCCGAGAAUGCGGAACAGUGGCGCGCAACCACGGCCACGGAACGCGCGCCUCGAGUUUCCCAAACACGGGACUUUGCCGCAAGUCUCGGCCUCAGACGCAUCCGCCCCGUAUCCGCCUGCUUGCGAUCCAGACCGCAAAAUUAGAGUUGACCUAAAUCGGUCCCCUGGUGAUGGUGCACGUUCCGCUAUGUGCCAUGUGGGCCAGGGGGGGGAGCGAAACAACCUGGCACAACUGGCUGGGUGGCAUCA
Molecule: messenger RNA, 1433 nt
Organism: Gaeumannomyces tritici R3-111a-1
Lineage: Eukaryota; Fungi; Ascomycota; Sordariomycetes; Magnaporthales; Magnaporthaceae
Exons: 4
Coding region: 1-972 (323 amino acids)
Source: RefSeq, a predicted model, not a curated record